CGACUGCCUUAGCUCGCAAUUUGCGGCGUCCUCGCGAGCCGCCACUGCAGCCCCAGCACGCGACACGCCGCGUACGCCCCCCACACAUACUCCGCCGCCCGCCGCGAGAAAAAGUCCAGCAAAAAACGCAUCAUACGCGCAGGCAAACCAAGUCGACUUCCAAUACCACGCCAUGGAGGACUUCCCGGGCGCCAUCAAUGCGUUGAAACGCCUGACCGACGACAACAUCGCCUCGAUCCGGGCGGACGCCAACAUGAGCGACGCCAAUAAGGCGGACUCGAUCAAACAAGUACGCGACGAGUACACCAAGCAGUCCGCCGCGUUGGCGGUGAAGUUCGCAGGCGAGACCCGCAAGCGCAAGGCGGAGAGCCCGCCCGAGACGGACGAGGAGAAGGCCGUCCGCAUCGCCCGCGAAAAUAAGAACGCCACCGUCAUUCAGAGCUUGAAAGACGACAAGGUGGCCGAGGCCGUGUACGCCUCGCGAGCGGAGACCGCAAAGGCCCAGCACCACGCGCGCGGUUUGUACCGCGAGCAGCAGGGCUUUCUGGCGUCGUUAAGAGAGGACAUUCCCCCGGACGAGGCCAAGAACCACUUCAACUUCGACGACUUCGCGGUCAUGUUCAAGUUCGUCCACGCCUUCCUCCUCAUGCACGAGAUGCAGACCCAGUUCAAGUCCGCCGUGGAAGCCAAGGGCGGCGACGUCCUCAAGAUCUACCAGACGGGCCGCGGCAUCGUCGACGCGGGCUCGAACUCCAACGGCAACAAGUAGAUCUCCUACAGCCCCUCUAAUAGUGUGGCUUUUUUCCA
This is a messenger RNA of Pelagomonas calceolata, 807 nucleotides long. The record is from the annotation of a GenBank genome assembly. Lineage: Eukaryota; Pelagophyceae; Pelagomonadales; Pelagomonadaceae.